Molecule: messenger RNA, 1284 nt
Organism: Hyaloperonospora brassicae
Lineage: Eukaryota; Oomycota; Peronosporomycetes; Peronosporales; Peronosporaceae
Source: the annotation of a GenBank genome assembly
AUGAUCCGCCAGCUCCGUCAGUCUCUGCGCACGGCCCGUCGCGCUCGUCCAGCGGUCCCCUGCGGCGUUGUGCGGUCAAUGUCAGGCUCCAGACCCACAGAGCUGGACUUGUUCACGCCCAGUGAAGAACACGGAGCUCUGCGGGAGAUGCUGGCGGGUUUCGUCACGACCAAAGUGGACCCUCAGGCACUGGAGCACGACCGUGAGGAGAAGUUCAAUGUCAAGUUGUUUCGGGAGCUGGGGCAUCUUGGACUCCUGGGCAUUACGGCCCCUGAAAAAUAUGGAGGAUCGGGGAUGGACGCACUUGCAGCUGUGAUUGCGCACGAAGAGCUCUCGUCGAGUGACCCGGCCUUCUGUCUGUCGUUCUUGGCGCACUCGAUGCUGUUUGUGAACAACGUGGCACAGAACGCAUCGGAUCAGCAGUGCAAGAAGUACCUCCCUGACGCCUGUUCCGGCACGAAGAUCUGUGGCAUGGCCAUGAGUGAGCCCUCUGUUGGAACGGACGUGCUGGGUAUGCGCACAACGGCAAAGAUGUCGGCGUGUGGGAAGUUCUACAUCUUGAACGGCACCAAAAUGUGGAUCACAAACGGGGCGCUUAAUGACACGGAAUUAGGCGACACGUUUUUGGUGUACGCGCGCACCGGCCAGUCGAACAAGGCAAAGCAGGACUUUUCGUCGUUUAUCGUCGAGAAGGGCUUUGAAGGGUUUUCGCUUGGCCAGCGCAUCAAAGACAAGUGCGGCAUGCGCGCGUCGAAUACGGCCGAGCUGGUGUUUGAGAAUUGCAAGGUGCCGGUCGAGAACUUGAUUGGCACGGAAGGCGGCGCUGUCCUAUGCAUGAUGCGCAACCUCGAGAUCGAGCGCGUGGCGUUGGCUGCCAUGAGUUUGGGCAUUGCUAGACGCUCGCUCGAGGUCAUGAACAGCUAUGCAAAGGAGCGAGAAGCCUUCGGCCGACCCCUGAACAGCUUUGGCCAAGUUCAACAGAACAUUGCCACGUCGUAUGCAGAGUACAUGGCAGGGCGCGCGUACGUUUACAACACAGCAAGACACCUGAAGCUGGACUCGGUGGGCAACCGAGUGGACACAGACGGCGUCAAGCUCUACUGCGGCGACAUGGCAAAGCGUGUUGCAGAUCGUGCCAUUCAGACACUCGGCGGCUACGGCUACGUUGGCGAGUACAAUGUAGAGCGUCUGUGGCGCGAUUCCAAGCUGUUGGAGAUCGGUGGAGGGACCAAUGAGUCGCAUCACAAGAACAUGGUACAAGAUCUUCUCCGAAGCGCAUUCUGA